Messenger RNA from Gymnodraco acuticeps, 1773 nucleotides. RefSeq names its product CDK5 regulatory subunit associated protein 3 (gene cdk5rap3). Gene Ontology annotation, cellular component: endomembrane system. The record is from RefSeq and is a predicted model, not a curated record. Gene Ontology annotation, biological process: regulation of cyclin-dependent protein serine/threonine kinase activity; regulation of mitotic cell cycle. The transcript has 14 exons. Lineage: Eukaryota; Metazoa; Chordata; Actinopteri; Perciformes; Bathydraconidae. The coding region runs from base 187 to 1698 and encodes 503 amino acids.
AUCAUUGGCCAGUCCUUAUAGCAGAUUUAACAUCACCUCCUUCUAUUGGUUCUCCUUCCUCGUAACGUGUCAUAAACAGUGAAGUCCGGAUGAUGACAAUAAUUGUGAAUUAAAACCUGAUAAAUAAACAUAUAAUGAAGCCGUAACAUAUUGUAAGUACUUUGAUUUUGAGGACGUAAAGAAAACAUGGAGAAUAUUCAAAGCCUUCCAAUUGACAUACAGACCAGCAAGCUUUUGGACUGGCUGCUGGACCGUCGUCACUGCAAUCUGAAAUGGCAGACUGCAGUGAAAGAAAUCAGAGAGAAGAUCAAUGCUGCCAUUCAGGACAUGCCAGAGAACGAGGAGAUCAAGCAGCUCCUCUCCGGCUCCUACAUUCACUACUUUCACUGCUUGAGGAUAGUGGAGCUGCUGAAGGGAACUGAGGUCUCCUCUAAGAACAUCUUUGGCAGAUAUUCAUCUCAGAGGAUGAAGGACUGGCAAGAGAUUGUGUCCCUUUAUGAGGCAGAUAAUAUCUAUUUGGCGGAGGUGGCCAGCUUGCUGAGUCGCAACGUGAGCUAUGAAGGGCCGGCUCUGAGGAAGCAGCUGGCCAAAGCUCAGCAGCUGCAGCAGGAGCUGAGCCGGCGGGAGGUGGACUGCCAGAGCUCGGCCGCAGACCUGAGGGAGCGCUACUACACCGCCUGCAAACAGUACGGCAUCACGGGAGAACAUGUGGCCCGGGAGCUGCAGGCGCUGGUCAAAGACCUGCCAGCGGCUCUGGAUCAGGUUGGGAGGGAUGCAGCGAAGUUUGAGGAGCACAUCAAACUUUAUACAGCCUUCACAAACUUUGUAUGCGAGUGGUCUGAACCAGUCCUGCCCAUGCUGACAUUCGCCCAGCAGAAAGGGAACACAACGUUUUAUGAGUGGAGAACGGGGAACGUCCCCACGGUUAUUGAGAGGCCAGUUGUGGAGGAAGCACCUUCUGAAACAGUCACAGACGAUAUGAUUGACUGGGGUAACUUUGGCAGUGGUGCAGACACUCUGGGUGUUACCACCGCCAUCACAGUGGAGGAUGGAGCCGACUAUGGCAUCAGUCUGGAGACCAGCGCUGAGGACACUGGUGGCAUUGACUGGGGUGACAGUGAAGCAGCUCCCAUUGAAAUUGAAAUUGUUGAUGCAGGCACAGACUGUCCUGAGGGUGUGGCACGAGGUGAGGAUGCUCUGACUAUCCUGGAGAACUCUCAGUCACGCAGCGUGUUCAUUGAUGAGCUCACGGAGCUGGAAGUGUUUUUAACCCAGCGCAUAAGUGAGAUGGGAGAGGAGGGAGAUGUGGUGGCCAUGAGCCAGUUCCAGAUGGCCCCUUCUGUCAUCCAAGCUCAAUCCCGUGAACACGUGCGGGGGAUGCUGUCAGAGGUGCGGGACCUCCUGGGUCGCCUCACCUCGCUCCGGAUGCAGCACCUGUUCAUGAUCCAGGCCUCGCCACGGUAUGUUGAGCGUGUGUCAGAGGUGCUGAGGCAGAAGCUGAAGCAGGCAGACAUCCUGGUCCUGAAAGCUGCCUCAAUGGUUGAGAGGAGACAGGAAGCUCUGGAGGAGCAGUCCAGGCUGGAGCCUCGUGUCGACCUGCUGGCAGGACGCACCCGGGAACUCCAGAAAAUGAUUGAAGCAGACAUUUCAAAGCGAUACAACAACCGGCCUGUCAACCUAAUGGGGGUUAAUAUAUAGUGGACGUUGUGACAUUUACUAAAAAUCUUUUGUCAUGAAUUCUCAGAAAUAAAAGUGGUAUUUAAUUGUAAUUUA